Molecule: messenger RNA, 1591 nt
Organism: Carassius gibelio (silver crucian carp)
Lineage: Eukaryota; Metazoa; Chordata; Actinopteri; Cypriniformes; Cyprinidae
Product: 1-acyl-sn-glycerol-3-phosphate acyltransferase epsilon-like
Exons: 4
Coding region: 218-694 (158 amino acids)
Cellular component (GO): mitochondrion; endomembrane system
Molecular function (GO): acyltransferase activity
Source: RefSeq, a predicted model, not a curated record
AGGGCUAUUUGACCAAGAAAGAGAGUGAUGGGGUGCUGCGCCAGAUGACCUGGCCUCCACAGUCACCGGACCUGAACCCAAUCGAGAUGGGUGAGCUGGACCGCAGACAGAAGGCAAAAGGGCCAACAAGUGCUAAGCAUCUCUCGGGGAACUCCUUCAAGACUGUUGGAAGACCAUUUCAGGACUUGCUGUGCUGAAGCAUGUUUUAACACCAAGAAUGAAAGCAUCACAUGUUGCCAUUGAGACUAUGAAGGAACACCUGGAUGCUGUCUAUGAUGUAACUGUUGCAUAUGAGGGAACACUCACAGAAGAUGGCCAGAGACGUCCUGCUCCUACAAUGCCAGAGUUCCUGUGCCAGGAAUGCCCCAGAGUUCACAUCCACUUCAACCGCGUGGGCAUGAGGGAAAUUCCUGCAGAGCCAGUGUUCUUCCGCAGAUGGCUGCAUGAAAGAUUUGAAAUCAAGGACAAGCUUCUAACUACUUUCUAUGAUCCUGAAGAUCCUGAGAAAAAGUGCAGGUUCCCUGGAGAAUGCCAAAAGUCACAACUUAGUCUUACAAAGACAUUGCCUUCUCUGCUGAUUUUGGGUGGCCUCACUUUGCCAAUGCUGUUAACAGAGUCAGGAAGAAAACUCUAUCUCAAUACCUGGCUCUAUGGUACUCUGAUUGGAUGGGUGUGGGUAAGUGUAAGUCCAUAAACUAGCCAAACUGGGGUGGGGGGGGGCAUCCAUAUCAACACUUUGGUUUCAUCAUUUAAUUCAUUUAUCACCAUAGUUUAUUUUUGGCUCAUAGUAUACAUCGAAGAGGAUUAUUUAAUUUUUUCAUUUGUUUUAUUUUAUACUCUUAACUGGCAGAAAGAUAAAACAGUAACACUGUGUCUGCACUGCAAACAAGUAUGAGAUGCAAAAAAACUAAAAUGUCCCAGUUGUCAGCAUAAUAUGCUUACAGCACUGUAGACGGAUGUGAAGAUUUAUAAUAGGAAUGUUUCAGUAUUGUUGCAUGUCAUCAUUGAGUUGUGAUUUUGACCCAAUGUUAGUGUUUCUAUACGAUCUGAGCUCAAUUGUAAUCUGAAAUGCAAAAAUGGAUAACAAUAUGGAACACAGAGACGAUGUUUGUGUUUGGUAUUAAUGUUGAGUAUACCCAUGGCAGUCUUGAAACAUUUUUCAUUUAACCAUAUGAUUGGCCUUGUUGGAACCAUGUGUUUUUAAUUUACAGUAUGCAAGUUUUUUUUUUUUUUUUUUUUUUUUUUUUUUUGUGUAGUUCUGAAUAUUGUUAAUGAUUUCUAAAAUCAGUUGUGUUUACAGGGCCUGUAUUUCAUUAUCCUGAUGGGUUUUCUUUUAGAAUAUUUGGAGUAUUUUAUUAUUUUAUGCUGAUUUUCAUUAUGUAAUUCAAGUAUUUUUUUUGUUAUGCGCAUUGGGUUUUGUUUGUAUGGGUUUUGAUUUGUAUUAUUUUUUUAUUAUUAUUUGAUGCCAAGAUCUAAAAAGCCUGUCAGAUAUGGGCUUUUUAUUAUCAGUGUUUGCACUGUUGCUAAAUAUUUCACAGAUAGUUGCUUAAAUUACUUGUUGCAGGAGUAUUAAAGAUUGUUCAAUCAAAAA